ACAUAAUGUAAGCAGGCGCCAAAGCGUUGUUCGCCGACUUAAAUAAUCGCUUAUUGCAUUAUUUACUUUUGCCAACGUCGGACGCCGUGCUGAAUUUGUCGCUUAAUUUAUCUCUGAUCUGAGACGUAUCAAAAUUCCGGACAUUGUAACUAAUUUUAAAAUUCCUUCCGGAAGUAAAUUUCAGGACCCAAAAACCUCGAAAUAAGGCAUCAUUUGUUUACUCAUGGGAUCAUAUUUAAGGAUCUAGUGCGAUCGAUCCUCUUUUACACUACGUACAGUUCUCGUAAUGGAGAUUAUGAUUGCAUGAUGGGCGGAAAUACUCUGCUUAGGCUUCAUUUCAUGAAUAUUAGAGAGAUUUUCUACCUUUUCAAACUUUCCUCAUAACGUAGCCUGCCUAUCAAAAUGGGGCUCUGCGACCAUCGUCAGAAUCCGAAGAAGCUGCUCUUCAACAAACCCUGAAUAUCUGUCAGGAAAGUCGUUCUUUACAUUACAUCAUGGCACAGCAUACAUUUUAAUAUUUCCACGUUGGUCACUACUUGUCAAACACUUGAAAUCAAUUAGUCUGUCAGACGUUGGUGGUUCAAUAUAUAGUAUUUUUUUCUGAACAAAAUAAUUGACAAAGAGCGGGUAGUACAUCAAUAUUUGCUAUCUCUUUGCCUUCGAUUGAAGCUAUUGCGAUGCGACGUGAAAUCUUUUACUGUAUUUCAUUUAGUCACCGCUGAGAUCGCUGUAAAGUAACACGAUUAAUGUUUUUAAUGAAGUUACCACAUAAAUAACAAAACUGUCCUACCGCAUCUCUUUGUUCCACACUCGUAACCUUCCCCUACUGCUGUACAAUAACAGGGCCAGAGACACUGGCAAGGUGAAUGCGUCACUCUUUAAGCUGAUUUUCUGACGCAGCGCUACAAGAGGGGCAAGAGGGGAGCAGCCGUCCCGGCUUGGCUAGAUAUAUAAACUUCAAAGAAUCGACCAGUCACGCAGUAAAGGCGGCUGCUCUACUUCGGAUCAUUAGUACACGCAUCACAAGACAGCAGAAAUAUGUAGUAUUCUGUGAGUGAAUUGCAUUUCCUCUUUAUUCUUUUGCCAAUUAGAUUUUCAUUUCUGAAGAAAUUCACGCCUGCGAGUAUUAGUCACGCUGUUGGAGUGGACCCGUUUCUGUUUAAAAGGAAACUCGCGUGGCUUCUCCCACUACUGCAAAGGAGUGGGGAGUAAACGUGUGACGUCACUCGUGACGCUUCUGUUCCGCCGGCGUCAGGAGGUGGUAGGAGAAGGCUGAAAUUAAGCCGCGAAAACGAAGUCACCUCAGCAGUCAGUUGCAGACCAGCGACGGAGUAGUAAGGUGGUUUCCGAUUUGGGUGCACAUAGUUCGUCCGUAUUUGUUUUUGUUGCACAUCAAGUUUUCGAGUGUUGUAAUUUGAAAUUACUCUGUGGGAGUUAAAAUUUACCGAGAAAGUUGUUUCUGAGAAGCCUUGAGUUGAAAAUGCAGUGCCAGAGGAACUGGCAGAGUGCAGCGGCUCAUAGCGGUACAAGGGCGAAACAGAACAGUCAUCGGAGCAACUCCCGCUAGGCAGCAUCACAGCAGUGUCCCGUUCCCGCCAUUCGCCGUAGCAGCAGUAGCGCAUACUACUUAGUCAGGUGCAGUCUGCCGCAGUGUUUGGUUGAGUGAAGAUCUCGUGUUCUAAUUUUACAUGAUGUCGGGCACCGGUAGUGGAAUUCCAGAUUUUCCAAUCGUAGUGUUAACUUUCUUCGUUGGGCUUACAGUAUUUGCUGUAGUUUAUAUAUCGAAGUUGCUUAAAGCACCUGCAGCUGAAGAUUCAACAAAACGUAAAGAAACUGAGGUAACGAAGAAAGAAAAACCAACAGCAAAUGUAACACAAAAGCCCAGCAAGAAGAAACACCAGGAAAAGUGGACCAGAGAUUCCAAGCAAACUUUUUCUCAUCCGUGGCUGUUAACAUCACUAAAAGGACAUAGUGGAACUGUCUUAGAUAUGGAUUUCAGUAGCAACGGGAAAUAUCUGGCAACUUGUGCUGAAGACUCUGAAGAGCUUGAUCCUGGUGGAGAGGGCAGUGAGCAAGGCAGUGGCAACAGCAGUGGAAGUGAAGCCAACAAAGAGAACAGCCCUCAGGGCCAAACAGAUGGCAACCAGAAAGGUGCUUUGCUAACCCGUCGGCAGAAGAAGAAUCGCACACGUCGAAAUGAUGGGUCUCCUCUGCCUCGAAACAACAUUGCAGCUAAGAAGAGCAAAGCAAAAGCCCGGCGCUCUGGUGGUGCCGAUAGCAGUGGGAAGCGGAAUGGAGCUCCAACACUUCGCCAACAUGCGAAGCUGAAUUUGUCGGACAGUGACCUUUCAGUGCUUCUUAGACAUUACCUCCUCAGCCCUGACCAACUACUUGGGUUGGGUUAUCCUGUUGAGAGUGCCUUGUAUCCAGGGAGAGCAAUAAUUUACAAAAAUCCGCCAUCCAGUUCUAAUCCCAAUAGCAGCAAUGUGUCUUCCUGUAUGCAAAGUCCAGACCCCCUCAGGAGUUCAUCUCAUUUAUUUGAUGUAAAUGCACGUGAGUUUGUGCCUAUGAGUGCAAGAUUAGGAAAAGAGCCUUGUUGUCUAAAAGAGGACAAUGUGCAUGUGAAGAAUGAGAAUCUAAAAAAUACUGUUUUAAUUACGGAUUUUGUGAAAAAAGAUCAGCCUGGGAUGGACUACAGUGAAAUAGGUGCUGAAUGGGAUGCCAGCCACAGUACAAAAAGUGAAAAAAAUUCCCUUAGUACAGGCAGUGAUGGUGACAGUGCUGACAGUGGUAUCAAUAGAAGUGGUGGUGAAGAAGGGAGCAGUAGUGCCUCACAGGAAGCUUCAGAUGUUGACGGUGUCAUUGAAGAGGAUCAGGGAAUUGUUCCUGAAAUAAAGCAGUCCACUGUGAACAGUGGUGAAAGAAAACACUUAUCAAAAGUAGCAAAAGCAGAAAAACUGUGUGUGAGUGAGGAGAAGAAAUGUGUUCGUUGUGGUCGUGGUUUUUUUGUAACAGAAGAUGGUGAAUACUUAACACAAGAGCAUUGUCUCUACCACUGGGGCAAGCUGCAAAGAGUUGUAAGUGCACCAUCAAAGGCAUCAUCAAUGUCUUUGCGUAUGGAAUACAGCUGUUGCCACGGAAAGCCUAGCAGCAAAGGAUGCACAACAGCAAAACUACAUGUGUGGAAUGGUGUGGGGGUAGGCAUUAAUGGACCGUUUGAUAGUUAUGUUCGGACCCGGCCACGGAGAACACAUCCUCCAGAUGGAAAUUAUGGUGUGUAUGCUUUGGACUGUGAGAUGUGUUACACAACACGUGGCCUUGAAUUAACAAAAGUUACUGUUGUUGCACCUGAUGGACGUCUUGUGUACGAUUGUUUGGUGAGACCAGAGAAUUAUAUAAUAGACUACAAUACUCGGUUCUCUGGUAUCACAGCUCGUGAUCUCAAUAGGCGUGGAGCAACCAAGUCCCUGAAAGAUGUGCAGAAUGAUCUGAUGGGCUUCAUAAAUGCCGAUACCAUACUCGUAGGUCAUGGGCUUGAAAAUGAUCUUCGUGCCUUACGCAUUAUACACAGCACUGUGAUAGACACUUCAGUGGUUUUUCCACAUUAUUAUGGAUUGCCUUACAGACGAUCACUAAAAUCUUUAGUAGGUUGUUUACUUAAGAGGGAUAUACAGCAAGACUCGUCAGGACAUGAUAGUUUUGAAGAUGCAAGGGCUUCCAUUGAAUUGAUGCUGUGGAAGGUCAGAAAAGAUUUUAGAGCUGUUUUAGAAAAAUAGUGAGUUAAUCAGUGCCUCUUUUGUAAUGGUUUCUCACAAGGUGACAAAUGCCCAGAGUGCAUAGAACACUUUGCAACUGCUCAAUUUUCAUGUUAAUGGAAACCUUCUAAGAACUGUACUUAACUUCAUGUUACACCAAUAUUUUGGAGGCUUUCUUUGAGCAAUUAGUGAGAAUAUAAUGUACACUGAAAUAGAUCUGAAAGUGCAUUAUCUAGUUGACUGUUCGUGAAUGCUUGCAUUUGAAUUUGUUGCUGUGAGAUAUGCAUGCAUUCCUUGAUUCUAGUCAGAUUUUUGUUCCUUUUAAUGCAGUUGUGCCAUUUUACUUUGGUCAACUGAUUUCUAUGAAUAUAGAUAAAUUCAUUCUUUUAUUAUACUGCCAUUCAUUUUUGUAGCAGCUGUGAAGUGUAAUGUAAAUUGCAUAGCUAAUUGGCAAAUAUUUUAUGUACUGUGAAAAGUCUUUGUCACACUUGUUCUGAAAUACUUUUUAAAUAGGCUGUGGGUGGGAAACAGUAGUUUCAAUUUUUCAGAAAAGUAUUUGCAAAAUUUGUAUAAUGUUUUCUUUUAUAUCAGAUUUUCUUGAGAACAGACUGUUGGAAGAUGUCACCCCCCCACAUUUUUUGUCGAGGCAGUGUUCAUUCCUUGUCUGUGAUUGAUAUAGAUUUUUGAGCUGUGUUGUGUAUGCACUUAAAGACUGUUGUGAGUGAGAAGCACACUUAAGUGUGUAAUGUUUUUCAGUUCCAUUGUUACGAAGUGACCAUUAUUUAUAUUGCGUGAUUUGUUGGAUUUUGUAGUGAGUGGAACUUUAAUUUGUGUGAUUCUGUUUUGUAGAAUGUUUGUGUUUUUCGUGGCAGCAUUUGAGAAUCGGUUGUUACAAGAAGUUGCUAGCUCUGAAUUGCCACCUCGUUGUUCAAUCAUUUAUUGACAGAUGUGUUCGUCUGUAGCAAGUAAGAGGCAGCAACUGUAGCUUGUUAGUACAAAAACUGUUAUGCAGAAAUUUGAAUGGGAAAACAGCAGUCAUCUUUUUAUUAUAAAGUUGUUUUAUAGUAUGUUGGAAGAUCAUUCUUUUGAGCUGUGUUUAUUCUGUGUCAAUCAAAUUUAGGUAUCACACAGCUGGCAGAAAUGACUGUUUAGCUCGUAAUAGACUGUAUGUGUGAAAUAAUUUGUGUAGUUUUGUGAGUGAUGUGUUAAAUUAUUUAUUUGUAAGUUGUUUUGAAGAUCUGCAUUUUUUAUGUUUUCACCUUAUGUUGAACCAAAACAGUAUUCUUGAGGUCUUGAUGACUGCACAUGAUACUUUGCUGGUCUUUUGUUUGGAAGGGCCUGUCAUUUGAGUUACUUUGUAUAGGACGAGAGUAUCUUUGAUACUCAACAGUUGCUAGGGUUUCCAGUUAUGUAAUGGGAGAAAGGUUGUUAAUUCUUAGAUAUUGUAAAUUUUCAUAUAAAACUUUUGUAGUUUUAUUGGCAGAUGUGUAUUUUUUCCAUUUAUUAUUCUGUUCUGGUUGGAAAAAAAACUUGUAUGUAAAGUCUUUUCACCAAUUUUUGUACGAUUAAUAAAAAUUUGCAUUUAAAAUUA
Messenger RNA from Schistocerca gregaria, 5346 nucleotides. Its product is annotated as transducin beta-like protein 2. Gene Ontology annotation, biological process: endoplasmic reticulum unfolded protein response. The record is from RefSeq and is a predicted model, not a curated record. The coding region runs from base 1689 to 3776 and encodes 695 amino acids. Gene Ontology annotation, cellular component: nucleus; endoplasmic reticulum. Gene Ontology annotation, molecular function: nucleic acid binding; protein binding; exonuclease activity. The transcript is spliced from 3 exons. NCBI's taxonomy places the organism in Eukaryota, Metazoa, Arthropoda, Insecta, Orthoptera, Acrididae.